Molecule: messenger RNA, 5172 nt
Organism: Thunnus maccoyii (southern bluefin tuna)
Lineage: Eukaryota; Metazoa; Chordata; Actinopteri; Scombriformes; Scombridae
Gene: dennd3a
Product: DENN/MADD domain containing 3a
Exons: 31
Coding region: 567-4370 (1267 amino acids)
Biological process (GO): regulation of Rab protein signal transduction
Cellular component (GO): cytoplasmic vesicle
Molecular function (GO): protein binding
Source: RefSeq, a predicted model, not a curated record
UAUCACUGGCGCUUGACAGAAAUCAGAGGGGGUAAACCUCAGAAAUGUGUGUGUCAGUAAUUUUCAGAGUCAGUACUGAAGUCACCACUGUGGAGUUUUAGUCAGUUCAACAGAUAUCUGGAGCUUGCUAACUCCUCGUCGGUGUAACGUUAACCGUCUGCCGGUGGAAAUGAUCGAGUUAAUUUAAGUUAGAUGUUAUUGCCCGUGUCUCUGACUGUGCCCACAUGAGUGUGUUGGGAGUGUGUAUGCAUGUCUGCAUACAUCUGGAGGAAGUUGCGGGAAAAGAGAUUUGUCUGUGAGUAUGUGAUAAGUAAUAAGGUAAUUCAGCUGGUCUUUACUUAGUCGAUACUACAUUUUGCAAAUAAGAAAACCAAAACCAAAACUCUCGUUUUGUCAUGUCCAUGUGAAACUCAAACUCGGAUGAGAUGAGCAUCUGGAGUCUUUUGUGAGUCAUGUUGAAAAUAAAGAAAAAUCUGAACCAUCACAGCUGCUCUGUCUGCUGUGGUUGUCAUCCAUGAUGUCAGAUUUACCAGCAGUUACAAAAAGGAGUGUGUGUUGUGUAUGUGAUGGCAGAGCUCCCGUCAGGACUGCUGGAGGCAUGUGUAGUGGUCGGAGCCCCCAGCGAUAAGCUUCGAGACGUAUACCAGCUUAAUCAGCAGAAUAAGUUAACUGAACUUCCCCUGCUGGAAGCUGAGGUACUGCAGGUCCAUGCCCCGCCGUUUGUUUCCAAGGAGACCAACUCCAGUCAGGUGAUUGGUCCAGCGUUCAGCCGUGUUCAGAGGAGGAGAAGCUUCAUCAAGAAGAAGAAGCGAGAUCGUGCUACAGAGGCGUUGCCUAAUGGAGAAACAGCCAAUCGUGCUGAAGCUUCCUCAGCGACAGAGGACAUCAGUGUUCCAAAGGACCUGGACCUCAUCGCCUUACCACAGCUCUGUUUCCCUGGUGGUCUUCAGUUGGCCAAUGAGCAGAGAGAAGACAGUUAUCACUUCCUGGUUUUUACCGACCUGUUUGGGAACCGGACCCACGGAGUUAUUGUGCAAUACUACAGGGCUUAUCAGUCCUAUCAGGAAGGAGUUGUCCAGAAUGGCCACAAGUGGAAUUCAUCAAAGUCCCGUCUUUAUACACCCUUUGCCGUGUGUGUCAUCUCCAAGUUCCCGUACUACAAUGCCUUGAGAGACUGCUUAUCAUGUCUCCUGGUCCAGUUGCGGCCUGCAAGACAAGCAGACUUUGAGGAGACGAUCAAGGAGUUUUCAGCCAAGUUGUCUCUUGUCCCUUUACCACCUCCUGGACAGCUACACGUGUCCUUUAGCCUCCGUCCUCUCCAGGUGGUUCUUCCAUCCAGAGAGGAUCAGGACAGCCCUGUUAUCGACAUCGACCUGCAUCUACCAUUCCUCUGUUUCUCACACGCAACACUGCUCCAGGUGUUGUCCUGCCUCCUCCAAGAACAGAGGCUGGUCUUCUUCUCUGCUGACUGGGCCAGACUCACUCUGGUCGCAGAGAGUCUUCUGUUGUACCUGCAGCCGCUGACCUGGCAGCAGCCUUAUGUUCCCGUGCUGGCUAAAGGAAUGCUGGACUUCCUCAUGGCUCCUACCGCCUUCCUGAUGGGCUGCCACAUCAGUCAUUUUGAAGAAGUUGCUGCAGAAACGGAGGACCUAAUCCUGGUGAAUAUUGAUGAUGGCAUCAUUCAGUCGUCAUGCUCUGAAACCCUUGACCUGCCAGCUGUCCCUCUGGCUGCAGCUGAGAGCUUUAUGUCAAGGGCAGAGAGUCUCCAGCUUCACUAUGACUUGGAGCUGUGUCACCUUGGAGCGGGCACUGAUGCCAAUGUCCUGCGAUGUCAGCGCAGAGACUGGCAGAGAAGACUCAACACACAGAUACAAAACAUCGCCCUGGAGCUAGUGGUCAACACCUUCAGAGGUGUCCAGGACUUUCUAAACCAUGAACACAGAGUUUUUAACAGUGAGGAGUUUCUGAGGACCAGGGAGCCAGCAGAUCAGCCCUUUUACAAGAAGGUGUUGGAAACUCAUAUCUUCCACUCAUUCUUGCGAGACAGACUGAACAGGAAACGGGACACCUUCAGCCACAUGGAGCAGACCACGCGUAACCAUGCACACAGGAAUCGUGCAAUGACUGAGACUCCUCGACGUCCUCCCAUGUCUGAACUGUCCAGGAACGGCUACAGCAGCUACACCAGCCCUGAUAACAGACUGAGCAAGAGGCUGGGAGCCAGCCUGCCGAACCUGGAGCAACCUGCCAGUGAAACUCUGACUGUCAUCAGCUCCAACAGGCCAUCCUCUCUCAGGAAAAUGACUCCUGAUAUUGGGUUGAAGUCUCCUCAGAUAGCAGUGAAGGUUUUCCGUCUCCCAGAGUUCCCCCCUCCUUUGGCCUAUCAUUACGUCCAGAACUAUUAUUCUGACAUGGUUGCUUCCCUGGGGAAGGCUAUUAAUGCUACACCAACUGAUGAAUCUGCUCUGCUGGCCAGGUAUCACUACCUGCGUGGUUUGGUAAACACUGUGUCCAACAAACGUCUGGAUGCACUGGAGGACUUCCAGAGUCUUUAUAAGACCGACUCAGAUAUUUUUCCAUCCCAGAUGGUUAAGUCGCUGGUGGACUCACUGCUGGAAGUUGAGCGGUUACAGGCGGACAAACGUCCAGAACUCAAACGGCUCAUCAGUCGGGUCAAGAGGGACCAGGAGCGAGAACGUGCACGAAGCGUCAACGGACACGAGGAAGGUGCUGUGAAACGCUUCCAGCUGCCCAAAAAAUACAUGCAGCUCGAGGAGUUUGUGAAAUGUGUUCAGGAGUCCGGCAUCGUGAAAGACCAGGGAGCCAUUCAUAGACUUUUUGAUGCUCUAACUGUAGGUCAUCAGAAGCAGGUUGGUCCAGAGUUGUUUAGAGUGUUUUACACCAUCUGGAAGGAGACUGAGGCCGAAGCACAAGAGGUGUGUUUGCCUGCAUCUGUGUUGGAGCACAUUGAGCCAAGCGAGUGCGUCUUUAAGCUGUCCUCCUCGGUCAAGACGAACCGCGGUGUGGGGAAGAUCGCCAUGACUCAGCGGCGGCUUUUCCUGCUCACUGACGGACGACCGGGAUACAUAGAGGUGGCGCAGUACAGAGAUUUAGAGGAGGUGAAGGUGUCCUCAGCUCCCUUCUUGCUUCUGAGAAUCUCCAGCCUGAAGUUACGUGUUCGGGGAAGGAAAGAGGCAUUUGAGGCCAAUCUGAAAACUGAGGCUGAACUCUGGAACCUGAUGGUCAAAGAGAUGUGGGCAGGACGCAUCAUGGCUGACCAGCACAAGGACCCGCAGUACAUGCAGCAGGCUCUGACUAACGCCUUGUUAAUGGACGCAGUAGUGGGCAGCCUUCAGAGCAGUAAGGCCAUUUAUGCUGCUUCGAAGCUGGCUCACUUUGACCGCAUCAAGAUGGAAGUGCCGAUGAUGGUCCCCAAGACGACUGCAGAGACGCUGAAGCACAAAAUUAACCCUUCACUGGAACUGGCUGCACCUCAAGCUGUGGAUGUACUUCUAUACACACCAGGUCAGUUAUGGGUGUCUGUGAGCGGGGGGAAGGUGAUGGUGUUUGAUGCCUCCAGCUGGUCCCUCACACACACCUGUCAUGUGGGGAAUGCAAGACUGAACUGUAUGCUGGGAGUUGACAAAGACCAAGUCUGGAUGGGCUCUGAGGACUCCGUUAUCUACAUCAUCAGCAUGGUGGCCAUGGUCUGUAACAGACAGCUGACUGAACACAGGGCAGAGGUCACCGGACUUGCAGUUGACACAGACAAAUACAGUCAGAAGGUGGCGUACUCAUGCAGUGCAGAGGGAAGCGUCAUGGUGUGGGAAGUCUCGACACUGCAGGUGAAGAGACACUUCCGCCUUUCUUGUGACCGUCUGCAGUCUGUCUACAGCUGCAGCGCAACGCUCUGGUGCUGCUCGAGGGACAGCAUAAUGGAGGUAUGGAGGAACGGUUCACUGAAACAUCGUCUGAAUCUGCCAGAGCAACAGAAAGGAUCCACGGCUACGUUUAGCUCUAUACUGCUGUUACCUGAGAGGGAGGAGCUGUGGAGUGUGUGUCUAGACUCAGGAGAAGUGUGUAUUUGGCAUACUAAGGACACCAUGAAACCGUUCCAGCGUGUGGUGUUACAAGACUGCACCGGCUGUUACUGCAUGAUUAAAGUGAAAAAUCAGGUGUGGGUUGGCGGUGUAGCCCGCAGUUCUACCAAAGGGAAGAUUUACAUAUUGGACACAGAGCGCCAUCAGGUGUUGAAAGAGCUUCACGGCCACAACGACAAGGUGAUGGCGCUCUGCUCUGCUGAGGAUCGGUACGUCCUUAGCGGCGCUGCCAAACACGACGGAAAGAUCGCCAUCUGGAAGGUGGAGUAGGGAUGUUUACUAGCCGGGAAAGGACACAUUUUCUUAAUGCCAUCGCUUUGUUAAAACUACUCUGAGACCGCUUGUUUAAAAACGGAGGGAAGAUCCGUGUUUGGACACUGGAGCAAAGGGAGGGGGUGAUCAAAAUAGCAACCUCGACCUGCCUCUGCAUCUCAAGAGAUAUGAAGGAAUCACAUGGCAGUCAUGUGAAGCAACAAGUUAAAUGAUUGUUUACAUAAAGUGUCACCAACUGAGCAGCUCCUCUCGCCUGCUAUGAAGUGGUGGCUUGCAGUAUGAAAUACUAACAUGUUUUUCGGGAAUAUGAAGGACAAAUAAAGACUGAUAUCAGAAAAGUGGAUCCAAGUUCUGCAGGAUAUUUUUCCAAUCCAAAGUGCUUCACUUUACUGAAGGUAUAUAUUAUAUUUUUAUUAAUAUAACACCCUUUUUUACCUUAAGUUUAAAUAGACUAGUAUUAUGUGGGAAGCUUUUGUAACUGAGCCUCGCCUCUGACUGUUUUUGAGGUGAAUUCGAGAUAAAACAAAAACGUCAGUGAUCACAUACUUCACCCUCCCUGUAGGAAAACCCAAACAAAUCUUUAUUCUCAUGGGAGUUAUGCUUUAAUGGAUCAUCUACAGUGGAGAGUGACGGGAGAGAUGAUGAAAGACAAGACAAAGUUGGGAGCUGGACUCGUGACAUAACGCUGACAUGUGAUAUAUACAGUAAAGUGUGAUGUGUUUCAGAGUGUCUCAAGAAAAACAAGGUUAGUUCGGCAGAAACGCAAAUCUAUCAGCGAUUAAAACCCCACAAUACUUCA